Molecule: messenger RNA, 2311 nt
Organism: Aphis gossypii (cotton aphid)
Lineage: Eukaryota; Metazoa; Arthropoda; Insecta; Hemiptera; Aphididae
Product: myrosinase 1-like
Exons: 13
Coding region: 130-1707 (525 amino acids)
Biological process (GO): carbohydrate metabolic process
Molecular function (GO): beta-glucosidase activity
Source: RefSeq, a predicted model, not a curated record
AACUAUGUACAAUUUAAUAUUUAUCGGCAUUAAUUUACUGCGGUGUUCUAAACUCUGUAGAAUUAAUCCAUAGAAUUUAAAUCAAACUCAAACAUUCAUUCGAAAUAUUUUUCAACUCUUUUGGUAAAAAUGGCAAAUGAAAAAGCAAAACCUGAGAGCUUCGUAUCAACAAAGCAGUUUCCUGAAAAUUUUCUUCUGGGGACAUCAACUGGAGCUUACCAAGUGGAAGGAGCUUGGAAUGAAGAUAAAGAAGAAUCAAUAUGGGACCAUUAUUUCCAUUCCAAUGAAGCAAAUAGGUCUUUCAGAUACUUUUUAGACUUACCAGAGUCGGUAAUUGAAAAACACAUACAGAAGGGUGUGAAACCUAGAUUAGCUGAUUUAUACAAAGGGAUGGGAGUAUACGAAUUUCCAUCAUCCGCAAUUGAGGAUGGUACACAUUUUAAUUUCAACGGAGACAUUGCUGCGGAUUCGUACCAUAAAACAGAUAUAGAUGUCAAACUUCUCAAGGAAUUGGGUGUUCAAGUUUAUCGAUUUUCUAUUGCUCCAACUAGAAUUAUUCCAAGAGUUCAUGACAAUACACCAGGAAAUAAAGGAAUAGCUUAUUAUAAUAAUCUCAUUGACAAAUUAAUCGAAAAUGGUAUCACACCAAUGGUAACGUUGUACCACUAUGACAUGGGCGAAGUUUUCAAUAAAAUUGGAGGAUUAACAAAUCCAGUUUCUUAUAAAUUUUAUCCCAAUUUCACGAGAAUCUGUUUUGAGAAUUUUGGAGAUAGAGUAAAACAUUGGACAACGACUGCAGAAAUACAUUUAGCGGCCGAAGGAUAUUCUUCUGAGCAUUUUGCUCCUGGUUAUCAAGAAUCAAUAUUUAGUGGAUUCUUAGAUUAUGAAGCAAUACAUAACUGUAUUAUUACGCAAUCUCUGAUGUAUAAAUUAUAUAAUGACGAAUUCAGAGAAAAACAAAAAGGAGAAGUAAGUUUAACUAUUGAUGGAGUAUGGUACUACCCAAAAGACCCAAAUAAUCCUGAACAUCAAAAAUGUGCUGAAAGCGCACGAAUGUCAACAUUUGGUUUAAUAGCACAUAUAUUAUCCACGGGACAAUACCCAGAUGAGUUUUUAGAGGCUAUUGAUAGGACUAACAAACGAGAAAAAAUACGGGUCGACCGAGUCAGACAAUUUACACAAAAAGAACAAGAAUUAAUUAAAGGGGCAUAUGAUUUUAUAGUGUUAAACUAUUAUAGUAGUGUAAAAGUACGACCAAUGACCGAUGAAGAAUAUGAAGCCGAACCUAAUCUCAAAAAAAGAGACCGAGGUUUUAUCAUGGACUUACACAGUACUACUGAAACUGAGGUUUAUGAAGGGUUUUUAAACAUCUUAAGAUGGUUUAAAGAAAAAAUGGAUAAUCCAAAAAUAUUUAUCGGAGAAAACGGAUUUCCCGAGGAAGAAGGCAUUGACGACAGUGAAAAAAAAAUAGCCUAUCACACUGGCAUUUUAAAUAAAUUACUUGAAGCGUUGGAUGAAAACAUAAAUGUGUUUGGAUAUUGUAUUUGGUCGUUUAUAGAUACACUCGAAUUCACUUUCGGUUAUUGGAAGAGAUUUGGAAUUUAUGCGGUAGACUUUAAUGACGAUUCAAGACCACGUUCAAAGAAAAAUAGCUUCCCAUUUUUCCAACAAUUGUUCCAAACGAAGAAAUUGCAAAUAAAAAAUUAAUAUUAAAUAAAAAAAAUAUAUUAAAGUAAUAAACUUACAUUUUUUUUCCAAUAGUUCAAAACUACAACAUAAUAUUAUAUGAUAACUUUGUGAAGGUAGAAUAAUAUAAAUUUUAAAUGUAUUUUUAGAAAUUGUGGUGAUUAUUAGUGGGUUUUUGAUUUAAAUAAAUUGUCAAUUAUUAUAUAUUUUUUAAAUUGUACAACAAUAAUACACAGAAUGUUAUCAAUGUAUCUACACAAAUAAAUAUAUUUUACAAGUCAAACAAUUUUAGAUUUUUUGCUAUUUAAAAUAUGUACAUAAUUGAAACUUGAAUCAGCGAUUUAAAUUUGCAUUAUCUUCUUAUGUAUAAACUAUCAAAAUAUUUUGCUGUUUUUUUAAGUUAUUCAUAGGCAUUUGGUAUGUUCGUUUUUUUUUUUUAAAUUGUUUUUUAUUACUUUAAAAUAUUAAUUUUUUCUUUUUUUUUUUAAGCAUUAUUUCUUAAUUGCGGAAUUUCUAUUAUAUUAUAAAAUAAAACAUUAUACAUUUAACUUUCUAUAAAAAUUAUUUUGUUUUGGAUCAUUGUUAUUUUAUAUAUUUAUAAAUAAUAUAUUUAUAUUAAAUCUUA